CGACAUCUCCUCCAAGUGGUUCCUUGCAGAGAAGCUGUCGGACACAUCAGGCUUAAACCCACUUUGUAUUAGCUUUCAAUCUUAGCUCAUGCGGUAGUGAGAGGCCCAAACAUGAGUAAAAUGAGUAAUAAAAGAAACAAAACAGGCCCAAACACGACCGGCUACUUCCAAUUCUCUGGGGGAAACAACAAUUUCAGAUCUCGUUUUCCUUUUUCUGUUUAUGCUUCGUUCACUAACAGAUUCAAACACUUGAGCUGCUACAACAAUGCCAGUUCCCAUCCGGGGAGGCCGAGGAGCGUCAAAUUCCGGCGGGUUCAACCUCCGGAGCUUCUUCUCUCACCGGAUCUUCAUUUCCGCUCUGUUUUCGCUUCUUUUCAUUGCCACAGUUUCAGUCAUCUUCUCCAGGAAUCCCUCCACGCCACACCACGAUUCUGCCCUUCCUACUACUGGAAAUGCAUAUCUCCGACGAACAUUUCUGACUCUGAGUUCUAAUCCAUUCAAAAUUCGAUUAGAUUUGAUAUAUAAGCAAGCGAGUGAUCACAUCACCCUUGUUAAUGCUUAUGCUGCAUAUGCAAGGAAGCUCAAGCUAGAGAUGUCUAAGCAAUUGAAAAUGUUUGAUGAUUUAGCUCAAAAUUUAUCAGAUAUUCAGACGAAACCGAGUUACCGUGGGGCUUUGUUCGAUUCGACCAGUCCGGUGGAUGAAGAUGUGUUGAGACAAUUUGAGAAGGAGGUUAAGGAUAAGGUGAAGACUGCAAGGAUGAUGCUUGUGGAGUCAAAGGAGAAUUACGAUAAUCAGUUGAAAAUCCAGAAGUUAAAAGACACCAUUUUUGCAGUUAAUGAGUUGCUUAUCAAAGCAAAGAAGAAUGGUGCAUUUGCAAGCUCAAUUGCUGCAAGAUCAAUACCAAAAAGCUUGCAUUGCUUGUCAAUGAGGCUUGUGGAGGAGAAGAUUUCGCACCCGGAGAAGUAUACAGACGAUGAACCGAAGGCCGAGUUUGAUAAUCCAAGUCUAUACCAUUAUGCAAUUUUCUCGGAUAAUAUCAUUGCGGUAUCUGUCGUUGUAAGAUCCGUGGUGAAGAACGCCGAAGAACCAUGGAAACAUGUUUUUCAUAUUGUUACUGACAGGAUGAAUCUUGCAGCAAUGAAGGUUUGGUUUAAGAUGAGGCCUAUGGAAAGAGGAGCUCAUAUUGAAAUAAAGGCUGUGGGAGAUUUUAGGUUCUUGAACUCAUCAUAUGUGCCAUUGUUAAAGCAACAGGACUUGCCUUCCUCCGAGAAUCGAGGAGACAAGCCGAAGGACACGUUUGUGCUGAAUCAUGUUCGGUUUUAUUUGGCUGACAUGUUUCCUAAGUUGAAGAAAAUUGUGUUCUUGGAAGAUGAUGUGGUUGUUCAAAAGGACAUAACAGGAUUGUGGAAGAUUGAUUUGGAGGGGAGGGUGAAUGGUGCUGUUGAGGUUUGCUUUGGUUCCUUUCAUCGGUUGGGUCAUUAUUUGAACUUCUCACACCCUUUAAUUAAGGAGAAGUUGAACCCCAAGGCAUGUGCUUGGUCUUUUGGGAUGAAUGUUCUUGAUCUUGAUGCUUGGAGAAGUGAGAAAUGCACGGAAGAGUACAAUUAUUGGCAGAACUUGAACGAGGACGGGUCGUUAUGGAGCGGGGGAACUCUUCCACCUGGUCUAAUCACCUUCUACUCAAAAACAAAGCCACUGGACAGAUCUUGGCAUGUGCUUGGGCUUGGUUACAAUCCUAGUAUAAGCAUGGAUGCUAUCAACAAUGCUGCAGUCAUCCAUUACAAUGGUAACAUGAAACCGUGGCUGGACAUUGCCAUGAACCAGUACAAAGGUUUUUGGACUAAAUAUGUGGACACUGAAAUGGAGUUCGUGCAGAUGUGCAAUUUUGGGUUAUAGAUGAGCUUGUAGCUGCUCUGUCGCCCCUCGAGAGCUCAUGCUGAAAGUAGACAAUAUCAUGAUAUCAUUAUAGAGGUUGUGGUUUCUAACAUAGUAUCAGAGUCAUGUUCUUAUCUUAACUUAGUCAUGUCAAUAGAAUUCUCGAGUGUCAAACAAAAAAGUUGUGAUCCUCGAAGGUGUACUCAAAGUGACUCAAGUGUUGAACAAAUGGUGUACUAUGUUCGAGAGCUCCAGAGAGAGGAAUCAAGUCUUGAUUAAGGAAAAGUUGUUCGAGGGCUCUAAAGAGGAAGUCUCGGGAGAGGUUCUAUGGUGUAGUCCCUCGGGUGCUUUCAAGCCUUUUGGCUCAAUAGGCUCUUUAUUUGGGCUCAACCUUGCCCGAGAUUACGUAUGAAUAUUUGUUUGGCCU
Molecule: messenger RNA, 2303 nt
Organism: Cucurbita pepo subsp. pepo (vegetable marrow)
Lineage: Eukaryota; Viridiplantae; Streptophyta; Magnoliopsida; Cucurbitales; Cucurbitaceae
Product: putative galacturonosyltransferase 9
Molecular function (GO): polygalacturonate 4-alpha-galacturonosyltransferase activity
Source: RefSeq, a predicted model, not a curated record